GUGAAGUGGUGUGGUGAGUCACGUGAUAACACUGGGGGUGGUGACUUGGUGGUGUUGAGAUAGGGAGGAUGACACCUGGCUGACACUCCCGCCGCUGCUGCCUUCGUGACCACUUCAACUCACUGCAACAAAAGCCACCAUCAUGUCAGGUUACGGACAGUACCCGCCCGGCCAGUACCCACCAGGCCAGUACCCACAAGGCCAGUACCCGGCCGGACAGUACCCACCUGGCCAGUACCCGCCUCCUCAGUACUACCCGCCUCAAGGGCCGAACGUGGAGGUUGUGGUGAAGGAGAAGCCCGCCCAUGCCCCCGUGGUGAAGGAAAAGGUGGUCGUCAAGGAAGGGCCUAACGUGGAGGUGAUAGUGAAGGAGAAGCGUCAGGCGCCUCCUCCUCCCACAGUGGUCGUGAAGGAGAAGGUGGUCGUUGAGGAGCGUCGAGGGCCAGGGGCGGGAAUGCUUGGUGCCGCAGCUCUGGGUGUCGGAUUAGGACUCGCGGCGGAGGCGGCUCUGGAGGGCAACCACCAUCACCACCACGGCCAUCACCACGGUCACCACCACGGUCACCACCACGGUCACCACCACCACCACCACGGUCACCACCACCAUCACUAAAAAGAAGAGCACUUUAUCUUCCUAACACCAACACUGAGGAAAGGACGAUUUACCUUGCUCCCACACCCACAAGAAACACCACAGCCAUCACCACCACUAAAGGAAGGACUUGUUAUCACCAUCACCACCACCGUCUAUCACCAGCACCAAGAAGUUUAUCCUGUUAUCCACAACCACACACACGUGACCCACACCAAACACAACACUGUUUAAAGGGCGGUAAUAACAACAGCGAUAACAGAUAUUAAUAAGGCAUAAUUCGAGAUAACAACAGGUAACUCACACCACGUCACCUUAAUUAGAAGUAAGAGCAGGUAGAAAGUAGGGUAAUUCAAGAGGUACCCUGUCACACCCUGUCACACCCUACCACACCCAUCCAGCCACACUUGGUCACCCUGCACGCCCUGGCACUCGCGGACCUGACCCUCAGCACCCACGCCCUUAGCUGUUCUCGUCCACAUGACUCCAGUGACUGUGUGUGCUGGACCACGGGGAGGGAUUAAGACCACCUGCCGCCACCCUGAACGAGGACGCCACAAGAGGCAAGAUGACGCCGCGCCCUUAAUUACUGGAUUUACUCUGACGACAUGUAAUUAAUGACUUUUGCUCUCUCUCUCUCUCUCUCUCUCUCUCUCUCUCUCUCUCUCUCUCUCUCUCUCUCUCUCUCUCUCUCGUGAUGUGAUCCCCACUAAUGCUGAUUAAAUACAACGAUAUCUCUCUCUUUCUC
Messenger RNA from Portunus trituberculatus (swimming crab), 1340 nucleotides. RefSeq names its product glycine-rich protein A3-like. The record is from RefSeq and is a predicted model, not a curated record. Bases 143 to 613 code for a protein of 156 amino acids. The transcript is spliced from 5 exons. Lineage: Eukaryota; Metazoa; Arthropoda; Malacostraca; Decapoda; Portunidae.